AAAGAGGGGAUAAGAAGGGAUAGACAUCUCUAUAGUAACCGAUUCAGUGUUACAUAUAUGCCCUAUGAAGAAGUGCAUUCUUUCCAAAUAUCAGUAAAGAAAUGAGUGAGACAUCAUCAUGGAUGGAAGAAAGAGUCCACAAAAAAGCAGUUUGCAGCACACUGACUCCCAUACCAACACCACUGUGGAUAUAGAUUUUGGUGAAAAUGACAGCCGGAUGAGAAACAGCGCUUCCUUUAGUAAGGGGAGCAAAGAAUCCACACAGCAGUGUUCCUCCCAACACAGCAGCACAAACGGACUCUCUACAUUCUUCCUUCAUGGCAAUGGCGAACGCUACGAAGACUGGGGCACAUGUAGAUCAGUUAGGAAAAGCAAAACACAUGAUUGUGUCAUGGGCAUGGGUCAGCACAGGGGCCAUGGCACCAUAAACCAUGAGAGAGUAAAUCCCUCUGUUAGAAGAAGAGGGAGGCUUGUAAGCAGCAUUAGCUUUUCCGGAUUCGGAAUUGCACAAAAUGGUUAUGCAAGACUCCUACAAGACAAUGGGAGCACGCCCAACUAUGGCAGGCAAAUUAUUGAUUACAGGAACUUUGCCCCUCAAGUGCCUUUUGUGCCAUCCAUUGCCAAAUCCAUCCCUAAGAAAAGGAUUUCGCUAAGGAAACCCAAAAAGGGUUUCCGAGAUCUGUUUAGCAUGAAAAGGCACAGACACGAAAAGACAACGUCUCCAGGGAUCUCUGAAAAGGAGGCAACCUUGGAAGGGCCGAGAAGACAUUCAAAACAUCGUGAGCGCAUGGCUGGAAAUGCUACGUUGCAAGAAUUCUCGGGUAGUGACCCCCUUUUGGACUCUACAUAUGACUACUGCAGCACCUUCUGUGAAGAUGUUGCUUCUCUGAAGAGUUUUGAUUCCCAAAUGGGCUGUGGAGAGAUAUUUGCUGAUGAGGAGCACCAUGUCCACCUGGACAUAGAAAGACAAAAGGAUUCUGGUAAAGACCAUUGUGAACUAAGAAAGCCAAGUCCUGUGGUGGAAUCUUUCCAAGGAGGUGUGGAGCAGCUAGCAUCUCCAGCUCAGACAGAGGUCAUAGACUUUUUAGGCUUGUGGGAAAGUGUGCGUAACACAGGAAUGUUAAAGCAGGAGGCUAGCACUGAUAGCAGAAUGUUGAAUACACCUAGUUUGCCUCCUACACCAUUAAGUGAAGAUCAGAUGAAUUCUCCUUACGACUUGCAACCUUCCCCUGAGGAGACUGCAAGUGCAGUUAUAAUAAUGCCAAAAACUGACAUUCAGGAAUCCAUUUCCACAAGCGAUGAAGGAUAUUAUGAUUCGUUUUCCCCGGGGAAAGAGGAGAACAGCAAGGAAUCCUUAACCCCUUGCACAUCCAUCAGGUUUCCAAGAGAUAGCUACAGCGGCGAUGCACUCUAUGAGCUAUUUUAUGAUGCUGAUGAACCUGGAAUGAGUCCCAUCUUUGAUGAUGGUACAUCUGUGUCAGAGAGUAUUUUAGGGCAGUCCAGCGACCUCCCAUUGUCUAUGUACAGCUUUCACGUUGGUGCUGAAGAAAACCCGGCCCCUCCAUCAGCUCUUGAUGUCAUCAGCCAAGAGGUCCUUCAGAGCAACUGGAAGGGCAAAGAGUGUCUCCUGAAGCUGUGUGACACAGAAAUAUCCCUGGCAAUGGGAAUCAUGAACUGGAUCAAGCAGAAAACCGACAAGAUGAGCUCAUCUGAAUUAACACACAAUGGCUCGGAAGAACAGAAAAGCAAUGAAUGUCAUAAUACCAUGGGGGCUUUCCCUGAGAUUCCCCAAAUCGCAAAUAAUGAAGCAUGGAAUGACACCAUGGAUUCAAUGAAAACCGAGGAGGAGUCAAUGUUCAAUCAGGAAAGGUCACCUGCUCCUGAUGUUGUCCCCUCUGGACUUGUUGAGGCUAAUUUAGAGUCUGACUUGUCUGAGCUGGAUAUCACAAGGGGGCAUGCAGAAACAGAGACCAAAUUUAUCAUUAACAACAGCCUCAACAUUUUAGAAGUAGAUGGAUACCAAGUCAGUUCUUUAAACAGAGAGCUGAAGAAGUCAGCAGGUUCACCUAGCACAGGAGCAAAUGGCAUAAUAAUUUUUGCUAUUGACAAGGAAUCAUUAUGUGAGACCUGCAGAAAAUCUGUCAAGCACAACUCGAAUGAAAUGCAUUUAUGUGCCUCAUGCCUAUCUUUGAUAGACCAUAUCAAAUAUACAGAACUACUAAACAGCACAAGUAACAAUGUUCGUGAAUCACUGCCUGUUGAUCUUGGAGGGACCCAUCCUUCGUUGCCUCUGGGGGUUUGUGAGUCCCCUAUGAGUCCAGCUGAAGAAGCAGGUGAUAUCACUAUUACCCAUCUUCUGGAGCAGUGUGUCAGCCAAGUGUCGUCUUUGAAAAUCAACAGCAGCAGCUGCAAAAGAUCUGAAGGGAAAAACCCAUUCCUUCUUUCAUUUGGCGAGGACAGCGAUGUCAACGAAGAGAAAGACCUAGGAUCUGAGAAGAAUAAAGAUGUGAUCCAGAACUUUUUAAAGCCUAAGAAAAACUGUUCGAAUAAUGCAGAUAGCAAAUUAUCACGUGCCAACUGGACUAGUCUUCAUGAUGGAAGUCCAGAGGUCAACAUUAUUGAAAACACUAUAUCAUCAAGUGCUAGUAUCUUUCAGAGCUCACCGCAGGAGCAAACGCAUCUGGAAAUAGGUCUGGUUACAACAAACAGCUUCAAUGAACUCAUUUUGGAGACACACCGGAGCCCUUGUUUGGGCAAUUCUGUCUCUGCAAACCCCAAGAGUGAAAAUGCAAGCCAACCUCUCCGACCCACUUAUCUCCCGCUCUCCAAUUCUGCUUAUUCAGAGUUCACAAACAACCUGACACUAGCUUUGGACCAGGCAAGGGUGGUGAAACAGUGCGACAAGCCAAGAAGGCACAGGAAGUCAUUGUUUAGUCGAGAUGGACCCUUUGGAUAUGCUUUGUCCGAUGAAAAAAAGGAGGACAGGAAGCGAAGAAUGAAGAAAUGAGCUACUCCGCAGUAAAGCAGUCUGGGGAUGCCUUGAAGCAGGAGCACUGCCAUUGACAGACUCACUGUAUGUCUGAUAUAAGCCAGAGAAGCAUUAGAAGGGUUUGUAUUGUCAUGGAGCAGGGUCCUGGAUGUGCUCAGCUUUCUGAAGAUCUCUUCAUGUUGGUGAUAAAAGUGAAACGCUCGUUCAGCCUCAACAGAGCCCCAAGGCUGCUGCCUGCCUGUAAGGAGUCAGAUGUAUGCUUUGAUCAGACAGUUAUUAUCUAAUACAUAUUUAAUAUAGUGGUGUUGCAAAAGCCAUGACCUUGUAAUGCGUCUGGCACUGUGAAGAGGUGAUUUUUAGUUGGUAAUUGUGUAUUUUAUUUUAUGUCUUUAAGGAGUGGUAACCAAUGCUUUAAAAUCUAUUUUCAUGAACUAUUAUUAUCACUGCCCCCUUUUUGUAGAUUUAUUUAUUUUUGUAUAAAUUUAGUCGUUGCAAAUUAUUUUUAUUAUUUUUCUCCCAAUUUGGAAUAGCCAAUUAUUUUAUUAUGUUCAGCUCACUGCUACCACCCCUGUGCUGACUCGGGAGGGUGAAGACGAACACACACUGUCCUCCGAAGCGUGUGCCAUCAGCCGACCGCUUUUUUUCACACUGCGGAUUCACCAUGCAGCCACCCAAGAGCUACAGCGUCGGAGGACAAUGCAGCCCUCGGGCAGCUUACAGGCAAGCCCGCAGGCGCCCGGCCAGACUACAGGGGUCGCUGGUGCGUGGUGAGCCGAGGACACCCUGGCCGACCUAACCCUCCCUCCCCCCGGGCGAUGCUCGGCCAAUUGAGCGCCGCCCCCUGGGAGCUCCCGUCCUCGGUCAGCAAAGGAAUAGCCUGGACUCGAACUCGCGACGUCCAGACUAUGGGGCGCAUCCUGCACUCUGCGCAAGUGCUUUUACUGGAUGCACCACUCGGGAGCCCUUAGGGAGGCUGUGUAGUCCAGUGGUUAAAGAAACAGGCUUGUAACUAGGAGGUCCCUGGUUCAAAUCCCAUCUCAGCCACUGACUCAUUGUGUGACCCUGAGCAAGUCACUUAACCUCCUUGUGCUCCGUCUUUCGGGUGAGACGUAGUUGUAAGUGACUCUGCAGCUGAUGCAUAGUUCACACACCCUAGUCUCUGUAAGUUGCCUUGGAUAAAGGCGUCUGCUAAAUAAACAAAUAAUAAUAAUAAUAAUAAUAAUAAUAAUAAUAAAGUAACCAAUGUUUUAAAUGUGUUUGUUAAUGAGUGACUAGAGAGCCUAUAAAUCAGUGGUAAUUAAUUUCGUAAUUAAUUAACAUCGGUGUCGCUUAUUGUAAAUCCUCAUUGGGUUCAACUGCACUGUACCAACGUGCCAUCUUCAGUGCACGGACAUCAUAAGCCACAUUACAAUAAAAAAUACAGCUGAUUUUAAUAUAGUUUUUCAUAAACGAACAAAGUACAACAGCAUGUGUUUAAAACAAAUACAUAUCUACAGUAUGUGCUUAUUGAUUUAAAUGAAAAACUAUGACAUACAGUGUUUGUCAUGGGCCGUGACAUAAAUAGUGUAAGUCCUGGUCUAUGCAGCUACUGUAGACCAUUGGAGUUGAACUGGAACAUUGGAUGAUCUAUAUAACAUCAUCCUUUAAAUCACUAACACAAUCCUCUGGCAUUGUACAUUUCUACUGACAGAUGUGCACUAAAGAGACUUGUGCCCUUUUAGAUGUUAGAUUUUUCUGACAUUUGUACACAGAUUCCGAUGAUCUCAGUGGCGGUAUCAGGAAGUAUCAAAAACUUCAAAUAUUUCAAAUUGAAAGGAUUUUUAACACAAGAAAGGUGGGGCAGUGAAAUUGAUACGAGUGCCAAUACGAGGUAAGGUAAAUGGAUUUGAAAACAUUGGUCAGCACUCCUUUAACUGUUUGUUAUGCACGUUCUGUAUCAUCCUCUACGCAGCAAUCAAUAUUUGUCAUGUUUCAUAAAUGCUCAGUUUGUCUGUAUUCAUUUUGUUUUAACACAUUAUGUGCUGACGCGUUUCCAACAGAACUAUCAAACAUAUUCUGAAGGGGGGGCAUUUGUUUAUGUUGGACAGUUUUGUUUGAAAUGAGGAAUGGACAACAAUUGGGGACAUGUAAUAAUAUAAUACAACAAAAUGGAGAGGAUAUUCAUACACAGUGGGGAAUUCAUAAAAGAUGUACUGUUAUUUGCAAGUGCUAUUAUUCCCAUUAAAAAAAAAAAAAGCAAAACUAGAAAUACAUUACUAGCCCUUGGAUUCAAUUCCUGGGUGUGACAGGUAGCUGAGUGGGUAUGUUAGGACAGGCGUAAUGUGGUGUAAAUCAAAAGACUCCAGUCCGUUAUGCCGUUAAGCGCCUUGGUUUUAUUUUGUCACACAAAGGAAACCAACAAUAAUGACGCCAGGAUACACAGCAAUGUGUAACCUGCUAAACUAAUAAUUAUAAUAACGCCGGGAUACACAGCGAUGUGUAACCCGACUAAACAAAGUGAAAAAGGGGUUGCAGUCCCAAAAAUAAACAAACAACAAAACCAAUCCGUCUUCCUCUUGUGAUCCAAAACACGGGGGGGGGGGG
Molecule: messenger RNA, 5572 nt
Organism: Acipenser ruthenus (sterlet)
Lineage: Eukaryota; Metazoa; Chordata; Actinopteri; Acipenseriformes; Acipenseridae
Exons: 3
Coding region: 119-3007 (962 amino acids)
Biological process (GO): regulation of canonical Wnt signaling pathway
Cellular component (GO): plasma membrane
Molecular function (GO): beta-catenin binding; phosphatidylinositol-4,5-bisphosphate binding
Source: RefSeq, a predicted model, not a curated record